AUGGCCUCCCAACACCGCGCCAUCACCCUCACAAUAACAAGACCCGACACCACCUACACCACCACAAUCACCCUGGCCCGUCCCGCCUCGCCCCCCAGUCCACCUGAUGUCGACGACCGCACAUCAUUAUCCUCUUCCAGCCACGCCAACGCGCCCAGUAGCGACGCUGCCACCAUCGGCCUCGCAACCGGUCUGUCCAUUGCUGUGCUUGUCCUAAUCGCCCGCGCGGCCGGCGGGGAGCCAGGGGCCGUGCUGGGCACGAUGGUGUGGCGGGACCGCCAGGGCCGCCGGGGCAGGAAGGCUUGCGAGGCGCCAUGGGGCCGGAGGGAGUGGCGGGGCGGGAGGGGCGGGAAGGACGCGAGGGACGCGCUGGGCGUGAUGGGCGCGAUGGGCGCGAUGGACGGGACGGACGGGAUGGCGUUGUCGGGCCUCGCGGUGAACGAGGGGACCUGGGUGAGCAAGGGGUUCGUGGCGAGCGGGGCCUUCGUGGCGAUGAGGGCCCUCGUGGGUUGCAAGGACUUCGUGGUGAACGGGGAGUUGGUGGUGAACGAGGUCAUCGUGGUGAGCAAGGUCUCCCUAGUGAGCGGGGCCCUCCCGGUGAACAGGGUCCUCGUGGUCUCCAAGGUCCUUGUGGCGAGCAAGGGCCUCAAGGCCUCGAGGUGA
Messenger RNA from Lasiodiplodia theobromae, 663 nucleotides. RefSeq lists its product as uncharacterized. The transcript has 2 exons. The record is from RefSeq and is a predicted model, not a curated record. Bases 1 to 663 code for a protein of 220 amino acids. NCBI's taxonomy places the organism in Eukaryota, Fungi, Ascomycota, Dothideomycetes, Botryosphaeriales, Botryosphaeriaceae.